Molecule: messenger RNA, 681 nt
Organism: Ramularia collo-cygni
Lineage: Eukaryota; Fungi; Ascomycota; Dothideomycetes; Mycosphaerellales; Mycosphaerellaceae
Product: related to DNA-directed RNA polymerase subunit E^
Exons: 2
Coding region: 1-681 (226 amino acids)
Biological process (GO): DNA-templated transcription; transcription initiation at RNA polymerase III promoter
Cellular component (GO): RNA polymerase III complex
Source: RefSeq, a predicted model, not a curated record
AUGUUCACCCUGGUCACCCUGGCAGACGUCGUGCAAAUUGCGCCCAAAGACUUUGCAAAACCCAGUAUUCGAGCCAUUGAGGACUUCAUCAACAGCAAAUAUGCCGACAAAGUGAUCCAUAAGGUGGGUCUCUGCWUCGGCUUCCACUCCCUCAUCUCCUCCUCGGAAGGUCUCAUAGGUCACGGAACCGGAAUUGUAAAUGUCAACGUGGACUUCAAACUCAUCGUCUUCCGGCCCUUCAAAGGGGAGAUUAUUCGCGCAACCAUCACGCAAUCCUCACCAGCCGGAAUUUACCUCUCCGUGGAUUUCUACGAAGAUCUAGUGGUACCACCGGAGACACUGUUCGAGAACACCACCUGGGAGAAGGACGAGAGCGAUACUUGGGCUUUUGUGUGGAAGUCUGAUGAUGGGAAUGGAGGGGAGAAUGCAUUUUACUUUGAUAAUGCCGAGAGCUGCAUGAUGCGGAUCGAAGACGAGCAGUGGAAUGACGUCUCGCCCGAUGCGUUGAGAUCGCAAAACUAUGAGACGCAGGAGGAAGAGGACCAGGCGAGACGAGCCCCGCCGUAUCUUAUUCGGGGGAGUAUGGCGCUUGCUGGACUGGGACCUACGCUUUGGUGGACGGGUGAGGGCGCAGAGCCCGCUGUGGAUGGUGGCGAGGAUGAGGUUAUGAAUGGGACUUGA